CACGGGCACAUGGCCUGGAUGUGGUGCCACUGGUGCAGAGCUUCGGGCACAUGGAGUUUGUGCUGAAGCACAGGGAGUUCGCCCAUCUCCGGGAGGUGAAGGUGUUGCCCAAUGCCCUGAACCCACACAAGGAGGARUCGCUGGCACUGGUCAAAGCCAUGAUUGACCAGGUCAUGGCCCUGCACGAAGACUUGCGGUGGUUUCACAUCGGAUGUGAUGAGGUCUACUACCUAGGUGAAGGAGAGGAGUCAAAGCAGUGGCUGCAGCAGCAAGACAACACUCCAGAAAAGCUGUGCUUAUCCCACAUAAAAGCAGUUGCCAGUUGUUUGKCCUCAUCUUACCCCAUGGUGACACCCAUCGUGUGGGAUGACAUGCUCAGGGGGAUGAGUGAGCAAAUAUUGGCAGUGCAGCUCAUAGAGAAGUACCGCAGGUGUGGCUUCUCCAAGGUGUGGUUUGCAAGUGCCUUUAAAGGAGCCACAGGAGUGAAUCAGUCUCUGACCCUCAUUGGGCACCACCUCAGGAACCACCUGGAGUGGCUGCAGGUGGCGAGCAGGAGCCCGGCUGAGGUCCUUGAAGGUAUCGCGCUGACCGGCUGGCAGAGGUAUGAUCACUUCUCUGUUUUGUGUGAGCUUCUCCCUGUGGCAAUUCCAUCAYUGGCCGUGUGUCUGCAGGCACUAAAGAAUGGUGGCUAUUCUGAAAGGGUUAAAGAAAAUGUGGAAAAGCUUCUGGGAAUGUCUAAUCUGGAAAUUGAUACUUUCAUGAGCACAAAUCUGGGGACCUUUCCUGGGAGCAAUAUCCUCAAACUCGUGACMCAAGUUAGUUUCUACCUCAAGUCAUCAGUGGAUGAACUUCUUGAAAAGAACAGGUAUGUCACAGGCUGGUUCAGCCCCUACCACAGGAAAAGGAAGAUUAUUCAUCCUAUCAUAAUUCACCACUUCCAGCCAGAUGCAGUCAGUCUCCUCUCCAGUUGGAAUGCUGUGGUGCAAGACCUCCAAGCAGCCAUGGAACAAGUUUUCCACAAGUGUACUAUAGAGGAAUGGAUGGAGGAGAAUGUCCACCCCAGCCUACAGAAGCUGCAGCAAGUGGUGGAUGAUUUAGAUGAAGCAAUAAAAGCACAAAAUUAAGGGCAUUUCAACUAGUCAGACUCAUUCCCUGGAAAAACAUGGCUAGUGAAAAUCAUCAACUAGUCCUUGAGCUGGAGUUUGUCAUCUUGAGAGUUGAAGCAAGAACUGUGGUUAAACAAAAGUGACCUGAAGGCACGAAGGAAUUUAUUAGCAUAAUAGACUUMAAUUCUGUUGUAAUUUGCCUGUCUUAACACAGGCUGAGCCUUAAUUCACCUGCUCUUUAAGUCAGGUUUGCUCCCCUUGCRUAACAGAAUGUGGGAGUGAGACACAGCUCAUUCUCUUAUAAGGCAAAGGAAAACCCAGUUUCUUCCAAAUUCAGCAACAGGCUCUUACAUAACAAUGACCUGAGAAAGUUCUACACUAAUAUUUAGGAUCCUUAAAAGUUUGGGUCAUUUUGUUCUGCACUGUAACUCCUUCACCUGUCAGCUCUAUGCUGAACUGUGUCCUACCAUUCCAUCACAGGUGAGAGGGAGCUGCUGAGGCAGUGACACCUGGAUUGGAGAAAAAAACUGCCUUAACACACUGGGCUGCUUCACUCCCUGCCAAAGCAUUGUCUAAG
This is a messenger RNA of Malurus melanocephalus (red-backed fairy wren), 1683 nucleotides long. It is a transcript of the gene HEXD, whose product is annotated as hexosaminidase D. The coding region runs from base 51 to 1124 and encodes 357 amino acids. Lineage: Eukaryota; Metazoa; Chordata; Aves; Passeriformes; Maluridae. Gene Ontology annotation, biological process: carbohydrate metabolic process. Gene Ontology annotation, molecular function: hexosaminidase activity. The transcript is spliced from 9 exons. The record is from RefSeq and is a predicted model, not a curated record.